UGAAUUUAAUUGAGGUGCACGAUAUCUAAUUGAAACACCACUUUUGCUUCUUAUUUAGGACCUUUUUCUUCUCUUUUUAAAUUUCUUUACUCCCUCCUAACUUUUACGGAGUUUUGUUUACAGAAAUCGAGGAUAUCAUCGUUGGGUAGACCGCCAUUACCAAAACUGCAAUUGAAGAUUCUGUAUACAAGAAAAUGAUGGCGGCGGCCGGAGGAGGAGACCGGCUGACUGAUCUGCCGGAGGAGAUUCUACUCCACAUCCUCUCUAUGUUACCAAACAGUAGACAAGUUGUUCAAAUGAGCGUAUUAUCAUCGGAAUGGCGAUUUCUUUGGAAAUCCGUUCAAGCAUCACUCUAUUACAACUCAGAAGUUUAUCUUAAACCUUACAAAAAAGAAAAUAUUCUGGAUUACGCAGCUUCUGUUAAUAGAGAGCUUCAUUAUUGGAGGUUUUGCGAUAAAAUCAAAUCAUUUAGGGUUUUUCCUAAUAGUUACGAGGACUUUAUUGCUCAUGAUGUUGAUUUGUGGGUGCACUUUGCUUUUAAUGUUGGUAAGGUUGAAGAGUUCACGUUGAAAUUUUGUUAUUUUAAGUCUCUAGGUUUUGCGUAUAAUUUUCCUGAAUACGCGUAUACGAAUACGGUUUUGAGGAAUUUGGUGUUAGGAUAUUGCUGGUUGAGACCUUCUGGUAAUGUGAAAUGGAGCAAUUUGGUUUCUCUUUCGAUUGGGGAUGCGGUUAUGACAGAGGGUGUAAUGGAAAAAGUAUUAUCAGGUUGUCCUAAUUUGGAGUGCUUGGAAUUAGAUAAAGUUGUUGGUAUUCGUUGUCUGGAUAUCACCUCUGCGAAGCUGACAAAAUUGAUUGUAACGAUUUAUGAAACUGAUUAUGAUGAAGACCAUUGCCUCGAAAUUCAUGCCCCACAUAUUCGACAUUUAGAACUUUUGGGGUUGUGUUACGAUAAGAUACACUUUCAGCUGAGAAAUGUGGCUUCACUUGUCACUGCACUCAUUUCUGUAGAAGUUUAUUUCGCCGACCUUGAAGAGAAUUUGGAGAAGGAGUGUAAAUAUUUGCAGGAACUUCUUCACCACGUUGCUAACGUCAAGAAUCUUGAAUUGGGUCCCUGGUGCAUCGAGAAAUUGCUGUCGAUGUACUCAAAUGAGGAUGAACGACGGAGGAGAUUUGAAACAAAUAGUUUUAACUGUUCAUUGCCACAUCUAAAGUUCUUCAAGUUCAUUAACUUUCGUGGAAAACCAAGUGAAAAAAAGUUUGUCCAUCCAUUGAUCAAAUGCUUGUGCAAGAAUGCGACAGCACUGAAGAAGUCUGUCAUUGCUUGCAACUUCAGAAGGAGAGAUGUGUUUUGGGAUUUUGUUGUCAGGAGCUUGCAAAUGUGCAAUGUUCCAUAUUAUUCAGAGCAAAGACAUUGGUUCUUGGGAACCCUUUGAUCCUGGGGAUUGAAAGCUCUGGAACAAGCAUCAUCAGGUAGCAGCUAAUUAGAGCAAAUGCCAAUGGAAUGAAUGAAGGAUGCUAGUUUUUGUAUGGCCCUGAUGCAUGUCAAACGACACUCUGAAAGCUAUUUUUGUGGCAAGAGACUGUACAACUGAUGAUUAGCUCUUCUCUUUAUAUCCGUUAUGAGCAAAUUAGUUUAGACAUGUUGAUAUUUGUAGAGAAAUGGAAGCAUAGAUAUCAUUGUUGAGAAGAAAUAAAGUAAAAAUCUGUUAUCCAGAGUGCAACAUAAGCUGUGGAUGUCAUCCUAACCGAAGCCUCUUCAAGUCCACAUUUUGAAUGA
Solanum lycopersicum (tomato) is the source of this 1777-nucleotide messenger RNA. RefSeq names its product F-box/LRR-repeat protein 25-like. The record is from RefSeq and is a predicted model, not a curated record. NCBI's taxonomy places the organism in Eukaryota, Viridiplantae, Streptophyta, Magnoliopsida, Solanales, Solanaceae. Gene Ontology annotation, molecular function: protein binding.